AUGCUGGUGGUCCGGCCAGUGGAGCACCCGGACGUGACCCAGUGCGUCACAAUCCGCAUUGACAGUCUGGGGUCUUUGGUCAUUGGACGACCGCCUCCGUACCCCGGAUUUUCAGAAGAUCAGGAGGCCACGAUCCACAGAGAUAUUGACAACAGCCCUCAUGUACACCAUCUUAAGGUGAUAGACCCUGACGAUGAGCACGAGAUAAUAGCUUAUGCCAAAUGGGAGGUCUACGAAAUGGGACGCCCGGACCUAGAAGAGCUCAGCCAACCGAUGGAGGAAUCGGCCAAGGCAGUUGAUCAGUUCGGGCGCCUGAGGGAGGCUGCACAUGACUAUUUCUGUACUCGAAACGGGGAGAAGGGAAAGCUACCACACCUGCUCUUGGCCCUGCUCGUCACAGCACGCCAGCACAGGCAACGCGGCGCUGGCAGCAUGUUGGUCCGAUGGGGAAUAGAGCUGUCAGAAAAGACCGGUCUUCCGUGCUAUCUACAGGCCUCUGAACAAGGACGGCGCUUGUACCAACAUCACGGCUUCGAGGAGAUAGGCACAGUCGAGUUCAACUUGUCUGAAUAUGGACUGGAUGGGAUCGAAAAGAUGACAGAGAUGACUAGGGGAAGCUGGUCCAAGAUCGUCCCUGAGCAAGGAGGUCGCCAGCUACCUGUGUAG
Molecule: messenger RNA, 666 nt
Organism: Diaporthe citri
Lineage: Eukaryota; Fungi; Ascomycota; Sordariomycetes; Diaporthales; Diaporthaceae
Exons: 2
Coding region: 1-666 (221 amino acids)
Molecular function (GO): acyltransferase activity, transferring groups other than amino-acyl groups
Source: RefSeq, a predicted model, not a curated record